AUGGCCGAUAUUUUAGCUUCAACAACCUCGGCGGUCGGCGACGGCAAAGUGAGCGAUUUGGGUAAAAUUGCUGUGUUUGAUGUAGUCAGAAGACAUUUCCCUCCUGAAUUUAUAAAUCGCAUUGACGAUAUGAUAAUUUUCGAUCGCCUUUCUCGACUUGCACCGAGAGAUAUUGUGGAUGUAAGAUUAAGAGAAGUACAGCAAAGACUGAGCGAUAAGCAGAUUACUGUUGAUGUGCUCGUCUCUCAACCGUUUGGUCCAAAAGAUCCUCAAUCCAUUAGCAUUAUGUUGAUUGAGGGGUCAACAAAGAGUCAUGAAACAGCGCGAGUGCGGACAGUGAAGACAGAUACUGAUGAAGAAUAA
Messenger RNA from Paraglomus brasilianum, 363 nucleotides. NCBI's taxonomy places the organism in Eukaryota, Fungi, Glomeromycota, Glomeromycetes, Paraglomerales, Paraglomeraceae. The record is from the annotation of a GenBank genome assembly.